Messenger RNA from Linum trigynum, 348 nucleotides. Lineage: Eukaryota; Viridiplantae; Streptophyta; Magnoliopsida; Malpighiales; Linaceae. The record is from the annotation of a GenBank genome assembly.
AUGAUGGGUAUGGAGUACUACAAGAACGGUGGGACACUGGAUCCGGAGCCAGGGAGGUGCAGGAGAACUGACGGGAAAAAAUGGAGGUGUAGCAAAGAGGCUUUGCCUGACCAGAAGUACUGCGACAAGCACAUGCACCGCGGCCGCCACCGUUCUAGAAGCGCAAAGCAAGUGGUGCUCCGACCUCCUCCUCCUCCUCCUGCUAAUUCUGCCGCCAGCGGCGGGAAUGAGGCUGCGAACGGCAGCGGCGGCUGUGGUUCUCAGAGCAGCGGGAGUAGUAGCAGUGCUGGGAGUUGCAAUGUCGGCGGCAAAAACAACAUAUCCAAGGCGCACCCUCACUACCUUUGA